This is a messenger RNA of Quercus lobata, 982 nucleotides long. RefSeq names its product endochitinase-like. The coding region runs from base 44 to 835 and encodes 263 amino acids. Gene Ontology annotation, molecular function: chitinase activity. The record is from RefSeq and is a predicted model, not a curated record. NCBI's taxonomy places the organism in Eukaryota, Viridiplantae, Streptophyta, Magnoliopsida, Fagales, Fagaceae. The transcript is spliced from 3 exons. Gene Ontology annotation, biological process: cell wall macromolecule catabolic process; chitin catabolic process; defense response to fungus.
UGCACUGCAUUCACACACUCUCAAAGAUAAGGAAAAAAAAAAAAUGAAGCUCUUUUCUCUGAUACUGUUUUUCUUAGCUUUCUUCUUGCUUGGAACCUCAGCAGACGAUGUUACCAGCGUCAUCAGCUCGUCUCUUUUUGACCAAAUGCUUAAAUAUCGAAACGAUCCUCGAUGUAAAAGCAAUGGAUUCUACACUUACAAUGCUUUCGUUGAUGCUGCCAAAUCUUUCAAUGGCUUUGGCACAACUGGUGAUAUUACUACACGAAAAAGGGAGAUUGCUGCUUUCUUUGGUCAAACCUCUCAUGAGACCACGGGAGGGUGGCCAAGUGCACCAGAUGGCCCAUAUGCAUGGGGAUAUUGCUUUAUUACUGAAACUAACAAGCAAACCUAUUGCACGCCUUCAAAUCAAUGGCCAUGUGCUCCUGGCAAACAAUAUUAUGGUCGAGGACCUAUCCAACUCACUCACAACUACAAUUAUGGGCCUGCAGGUAAAGCUAUUGGAGUUGAUCUGCUAAGUAAUCCAGAUCAAGUAGCCACAACCCCCACCAUAUCAUUCAAGACAGCCAUAUGGUUUUGGAUGACCCCACAAGGAAACAAACCAUCUAGCCACGAUGUCAUCAUUGGAAAAUGGACACCCUCCGCUGCUGACACUGCAGCUGGUCGAGUCCCAGGUUAUGGUGUAAUCACCAACAUUAUCAAUGGUGGCCUUGAGUGUGGCCAUGGCCAGGAUAGUAGGGUGGCUGAUAGGAUUGGGUUCUAUAAGAGGUACAGUGACAUAUUGGGAGUUAGCUAUGGGAACAACCUAGAUUGCUAUAAUCAAAAGCCUUUUGCCUAAACAGCUCUGGUCCAAGGCAAAAAAAUGUUUAGCCAAGUACAAUAAGGAGAUGAUAUAAAUGUAUGAAUGGGAGAUUUUCCUGUUCAAUGAGAAAUCUAUAAAGUUAAAAUAAAGAGGAAUUUAAUAAAUUUGAGUACUGGUAAUGCA